Molecule: messenger RNA, 951 nt
Organism: Ochotona princeps (American pika)
Lineage: Eukaryota; Metazoa; Chordata; Mammalia; Lagomorpha; Ochotonidae
Product: olfactory receptor 6N2-like
Exons: 1
Coding region: 1-951 (316 amino acids)
Biological process (GO): G protein-coupled receptor signaling pathway
Cellular component (GO): membrane
Molecular function (GO): G protein-coupled receptor activity; olfactory receptor activity
Source: RefSeq, a predicted model, not a curated record
AUGGUGAUCCCAUUUUUGGAAAACCAAACGGCGAUAGUUGAAUUUGUACUUCGAGGAUUCUCUUCCAUCCGACCACUCAAUAUUUUCCUUUUUGUGGUAUUUUUCUUUUUCUACGUUGUAUCUAUUUCUGGAAACACCCUCAUUGUCUUCCUAAUUUUAUUCAACCAUCACCUUCAUAUUCCCAUGUAUUUUUUCCUGAUGAACUUGUCAUUUCUAGAGAUCUGGUAUACCUCCAACGUUGUUCCCAAGAUGUUGCUCAUUAUUAUAGCUGAACAUAAGACGAUCUCUGUGGCUGGCUGUCUGACACAGUUCUACUUCUUUGGCUCUUUGGCUGCCACAGAGUGCCUCUUGCUUACCGUGAUGUCCUACGAUCGUUACCUGGCCAUCUGCCGACCUCUGCUCUACCCCAUUCUCAUGACUGGCUCUCUCUGCAUCAUGUUGGCUGCCAGCUCUUGGUUGUGCUCCUUCCUCCUCACAGCCAUCACCAUAGUCCUCAUGUGUAGACUAUCCUUCUGUGGAGCCAAUGAGAUCAAUCACUUCUUCUGUGACUUCACUCCUCUGAUCAAUCUCUCAUGCAUGGACACUUCACUCACGGAGACCAUUGCCUUUGCCACCUCUUCUGCAGUGACACUUGUCCCAUUUCUUCUCAUCACUAUUUCCUACUCCUGCAUUCUUGCUGCUAUCCUAAAAAUCCCGUCUGGCACAGGCCGGAGAAAAGCCUUCUCCACCUGCUCCUCUCACCUCACUGUAGUCACGGUGUUUUAUGGGACACUGAUUGCUACCUACCUUGUACCCUCAGCCAGCUCUUCCCAACUCCUACGCAAAGGGUUCUCUCUUCUCUACACAAUCCUCACACCCAUGGUCAACCCCAUUAUUUAUAGCCUGAGAAACAAAGACAUUCACAAAGCUCUGAAGAAGUGUUUGAGUAAAAAAUCAAGUCUCCUCAGGUAA